AUGAACGCGAGUAUGCAGACAGUUAGAUCUAAAGGAUCCUUCGAGUAUACUUUAUUCGAAGUUUCGAAACUGAACGGUGAAGUUUACAGCCCGCCGUUCGCCACUUCAGAUGAGAUGUUUUGGCAAUUGAAAUUCGUACCGUCUUAUAAAGAGGACCCCGAUUUUUUUUCAUUGUUUCUUUGCGCUAUACCCAAUGGCGAGGAAGAGCAUUUAACGACAUCAUGGUCACGAAGAAGUCAAGUGUCGGCCACGUUGUAUCUUCGAACUCCUUUGCUCCAAUACCAAUCUGAUACUCCUUAUGUCAAAACUUUUAGUAUAGGGAUGGAUAAUUUUUGUUCGAAAUGGGCUGGUUAUGGUUUAAAUAGAUUUUAUAAAAAAAGUUUAUUACCAGACGAGUUUACACUUGGUGUUGAUUUCGAUAAAACGAUAUUUCGACCUUUAGCACAAGCUGGACCUCUUCCUGUAAUCCCGAUUCCUGAUAAUUUGACUGAUGCCUGGACCACACAAUUAAACAAAAAAUUAUUCCAACAAAAAUGGUCGGAAUAUCAAAAAAAGUCAUUGAAAUCUGAACCAACGGUUGCGCAUGGAAACAUCGUUUCUUCAGAAAGCAGUAAUUUCGGUGUAUUUAAUAAACCUUCAUCAUCUACGGAAUUAUUGAAUCAACAGAUUCAAGUCGGAAUUAUUAAUAACAGUAUUGCAAACACAACAACCACGCUUAUUAAAACCAGCACAUCAACAAAUAGUAAUAGCAGCAGUACCAUUAAUGUUCUAUCAUCAUCAUUAAAAUAUUCUAUCGAAGUGACCGAUUUCCAUCACAUCACAUUUCUCGAAAUGCUUCGAUUUCUAUAUACCGACCGAGUGCUCUUCGACAAACGAGAAGCAUCUCACAAAACUGCACUUGCUUUAUUUAGCAUUGCCGAUAAAUACCUAGUCACCGAUUUACGACAACGUGCAAAAGCAAAAUUAUGCCGAGAUUUGAAUGAUAACAAUGCAGCCGAACUAUUAUUUGGAGUAGCAUGGAAAUGGCCUGACAUUAAAGAUCACGCGAUCAAAUACGUGGCUGAGAAUUUUACGCGCGUUCGAAAGUCAGAAGGUUUCGAACGUAUUAAUGCAAAUCCAAGUAAUUAUCCACGACUAGGUGAAUUGAUGUUAGAAUUAUUGCCGUAUUUGCUGCCAGAGGAACAGGUAAAGGAAUAG
Ambispora gerdemannii is the source of this 1197-nucleotide messenger RNA. The record is from the annotation of a GenBank genome assembly. Lineage: Eukaryota; Fungi; Glomeromycota; Glomeromycetes; Archaeosporales; Ambisporaceae.